Molecule: messenger RNA, 1150 nt
Organism: Drosophila arizonae
Lineage: Eukaryota; Metazoa; Arthropoda; Insecta; Diptera; Drosophilidae
Gene: Tsp42Eh
Product: Tetraspanin 42Eh
Cellular component (GO): plasma membrane
Source: RefSeq, a predicted model, not a curated record
GCCGCAUAGAACUGUGGGUUAAUCGUUCAACUGACAGCGACGUCGCCAGAUGCGGCCAAACAAAAUUCAGAUUAUGAAUCGCUUGCCCCGAGUAUUAGCCGUGCGACCAUUGCCGAUGCUCAAGGUGCGCAGCACAAACAAAGUGCUCUCGGUGUAGUUUUUGUUCUGUUCGGUUUUAGUGCGUGAAACAUUAUUCGGCACAGCUAAUUAUAUGUGAGCAAAUCGUCGUCACGCGUGUCAUGUUUUAUUAGUAGCCACAACUCAUAGCAAAAACAAUGUACUGCACUACACGUCUGCUGCGUUACAUACUCUGUGUCAUCAAUUUGAUUUAUGCUCUGAACGGCUGCUUGUUGAUCUGGUAUGGGGCCUGGUUGCUGGACAGCAUUGCAGAGCAGCUAAAUUUCGUUGAUCACGGCGAGAAUUUGGCUUCCAUAUUGUGCAUACUCUUAGGCAUAGUCGUUAUAAUAGCCAGCGUAUUUGGCACUGUCGCCCUGAUCAAGGAGUGCAAGAGGAUGCUAAUUAGUUAUGCAGUGCUAUUGAUUGUGCUGCUGAUCAUACAGUUUAUCAUGUUUAGUAUUGCGGCCAGCCGGGACACCUUGCCGAGCAGCUUGAAGCAGGGCUUCGAUGAUCUGUGGGAUCCACAGCAGAGACUCAACAGCACGCUGAACAUUUACGAGGAAUGGCUGCAGUGCUGUGGUCGCAACAGUCCCGAGGAUUAUAUUCUAUUGGAUCGUAAUCUGCCAGCUAGCUGUUGCCUGGAGCGCGACUGCACAAAUCCAAUGAAUCUAUUCAUGGACGGCUGUGAGCAGAAGUUCAAGCUGUAUGUUAACGGACGAACAGCUACUUUUCAUACGAUCAGCUGGUUUCUAAUACCAACUGAGUUUAUGGGCUCUGUGGCCACCUGUUAUUUGGUGGAUAGCAUACGAAAUCAUCGAGAUCGCGUGCGUUUCUAUAAUUAAGUUGUUCGGUUGAUUAUUAUUGUCCCACUGUAGAUGUAUUAUAAUUAUGCUUAGCCAUUGUGUCAUUGUGAUUUGUAAUUUAGUACAGUUAGAAACACGAAGAGAGAUGUUUUACUAUAUUCAUUGAUAAAAAUAUCAAUGACAUCGAAAUGCGUUGUAAAAUUCGGAAACUCCCACGUCAUAAAAAUAAA